Molecule: messenger RNA, 2024 nt
Organism: Bactrocera latifrons
Lineage: Eukaryota; Metazoa; Arthropoda; Insecta; Diptera; Tephritidae
Product: acyl-CoA synthetase family member 2, mitochondrial-like
Exons: 4
Coding region: 133-1926 (597 amino acids)
Biological process (GO): fatty acid metabolic process
Molecular function (GO): medium-chain fatty acid-CoA ligase activity
Source: RefSeq, a predicted model, not a curated record
AAACCACAAGUUUUGACUCGGAUAGCUAUUCGCUCGCUCGGCCGUCUUUUGUUCCAAUCAGUGUACAAACGCGCGCAGAACGGGUAACACUUGUCGUGAUAAGCUCUUUGUUUUCGUGCUGUGCUGUUCUAAAUGCAGUUGUAUACGGGUAUUUUCAGUGUUAUAGCGCACUGCCGAAGAGCAAAGGCGUACUGUAAUUUCACGAAAUUCGCAGCUUAUCAGAUACAAGUAGAUAAGCGCAGCCACUCGGAUUUAGCUUAUUUUCACCAACCGGGCAAGGAGCCUUUGCAGUACAGCACCUUUGGAGCGCUGAUACAGGAAGCCGCUGCGAAGUAUGGCGAUCGAACGGCGCUCAUUUCGUCCUAUGAAAACAAGCGUUACACUUUUGCAGAGGUCAAAUAUGAAGCCGAAAAGCUUGCGGUAAAACUUCAAGGACUCGGCAUGCAACGACAGGAUGUUGUGGGUCUCUGGAUCACAAACAGCGCACAAUGGUACAUUAGUUACUUGGCUGCACAGCUGGGCGGUUACAUAACCGCUUGUAUAAAUCCGGCGCUGCAGGCGCAGGAACUCGACUACGCGCUGAAGAAGGCCAAAGUUCAUACGCUAAUAACAACGGAACGGUGCGGCAAGCAGAAUUUUUACAAGAUUUUGAAAAGUCUACUUCCUACUGCCAAUGAAGCCGGGUCUCGCUCCAUUGAAACUACGCAACUUCCGCAUUUACGACACGUCGUCAUAGAUGGCGAGUCCUCUUCGGAAGAGUUCACAAAUUGGGCUGAAUUGCUUAGUCAACCAUCUUCAACGGAAGUUAAACUUAUAGACGAGUUAAAUGAAAAUGUUCGAAAUAUUAGUCCAGAAAGCGCGAGUGCUAUACAAUUCACUUCAGGGACCACUGGUCAGCCUAAGUUAGCGGUACUCAGUAACUUCAGUUUUCUCAAUCAAGGAUAUUAUUUCGGUAGGGCCCUGAAGUUGCAUAACGGUCACAAAUCUAUAUGUAUGACAUUACCUAUGUUCCAUGUUUUCGGUUUGAGUGUUGUGAACGCUGCUGUAAAGCAUGGUGCUACAUUAGUGCUGCCCAGCCCAACGUUCGAUAGUAAGGCGGCACUGGAAAGUAUCGCCAACGAAGGUUGCAACCUCAUAUUGGGCACUCCAACGAUGUAUGUGGGUAUGCUAGAAGAGCAGAUGGUUUCGAAGCACUCGACACACACAUUAGAGUUGGGUAUUGUGGGUGGUGCGGCCUGUUCACCCGAGAUCUAUGCACAAACAAAGAAGAUAUUCAAUUUGAAAGAAUUUCUGAUUGGAUAUGGAAUGUCGGAAGGAUGUGCAGCAUUCUUCACACAAGAGGGUACUGAGAGCGUAGAGGAAGCAAGCCAAACAGUUGGACGCUUGUACGAUCACGUUGAGGCAAAAGUGAUCAACGAUAAAGGUGGGGUGGUUAAAUUCGGCGAGUUGGGGGAAUUGUGCGUUCGUGGUUAUAUGGUGAUGACCGAAUAUAAAGACGAUGCAGAAAAAACGAGGGAAACACUAGAUAAACAUGGCUGGCUCAAGACAGGUGACAAAUGUAUACUACAAUCCAACGGCGUGGCGCGCAUUGCUGGUCGUAAUAAAGAUAUGAUAAUUCGUGGUGGGGAAAACAUAUUCCCAAAGGAGAUUGAAGGAUUCCUGGACACACAUGAGGAUAUUGUAGAAUCACAGGUAAUUGGUGUACCCGACAAGCGUAUGGGCGAGGAGAUUUGCGCUUACAUACGCUUGCGCUCUGGUGCCAACACGCUCACACACGAAGAUGUGAAGAGAUUUUGCCAGGGCAAAAUAGCCCACUUCAAAGUGCCGCGCUAUGUUCGAUGCGUGGAAGAAUAUCCGAAAACAAGCUCUGGAAAAAUCAAAAAGUACGAAUUACAGGAGUGGUUUCAAAAGGAAUCGAAGAGUUAGAGCAAAGCUUUUUCACCAAUGAAACUUACAUUCCAAACUUAUUAAUUCUUGAAAAGUCUAUAUAAAAAUAAAAUUUUACAAAAUUGUGCUCACACGAA